GUCGUUUCGGCCACCCCUGAAGUUGGACUACGUUCUAAUCCCAUAUUUUAUUGGGCUCGCGAUGUCCUUGGUUCGGGAGUCGAGGACAGCGACGGAGGCAGAGGAGAAGGAGUUUCGAGUUCUCCUCCGACAAGCGGAUCUUCAGACUCUGGACCAGAGGUGGAAGGCGGACGUCCAGAAGAGGCGCUCGCCGACAUCUUUGCCAACCCAGCUCGAGCGCGCGCGGCAGGAUGCCGAGCGCGUCGAUUCGGACGGCACGACUUCGGACGAGGAUGGCAACUUGCUGACGGAAGACAGGGUUCUCAGGCACAGGAGGCACCUUGCGAAGAUGGAUGAGGAGCCAGGUAUGCAGCACGCUCCGGCUUUCGAAAGAAGCUCGACAGGCGAACGCACUUGGAGUCAGCAUCGGAGGCGGUAUCGCGGUCUUGUCGGCCACGUAGAAGAGCAGAAGCGCAAGACGGACAGAUGGCGCGCCGACGUAGCCAUCGUCGUGUUCAUGACCCACUUGUACCUGGUGGGAUACGACGCGUGCCUCGGCCAGAAGCUGAUCGCGUUGACGGUUUCCUUCCUCCCGAGGCUCGGCACGGGCGACCUGUCGCUGCCGAGAGCCGAGCUGGCCCCGCCCCUCAGCCGCCAGCCCCUCACAUGGCCUACAGCGACGGCGCUCGCAGCCCAGCUGAGUGGAGGGGGCCACCUCGACGUGGGCUUCGGGGUGAUCAUCUCGUUCGGCACCUAUCUACGUCCUGGCCCAAUGAUGCAGCUCACGCAGGGUUCGCUGAUAGCUCCCACGAUGCACAUCGCUACCCGUUGGCGAGUUUUGGCACACCGUGUGGUCCCCCGCCUGGUCUCGAACGUGGGCACUCAAGACGACACAAUUCCUUGGGUUGUCCAGAAUCUCGAAUGGCUGCAGGAGGCGUUUCGGGUGCUUGCAGUGGGGAAGAAGAAUGGACGUCUGUGGGUUUUCACGUAUCCUGAGUUGGUGCGAGAGAUAAAUAAGGCGGGCCUUAUGUUGCCAGCUUCGUCAUGCUGGCGCGCCGGGGGGACAUCUACAAGAAACAAAGGAGUCUGUUCGAAGUCCAGUCAACGACAAAAAUUGGGCAACGUUAUGAGAAGUCGGGCAUGAUGAUCACGACUACGCCCUGCUCCCCAUCGCGCUGCAAACGUACAUGGAGGAUAUGAACUCCGACUUGAAGGACGUGCUCCUGCAAGGCCGCGCCGUUCCCCUCCCGCCGCCACUGCCUCUUACUGAGCGAGGCAAAUGUUUCCCCGAUCCUACAGGUUCGUUUUCGUAGAGAACACAAUGAUAUGGGUGUGAUAUGGGUGAGGUUCGCCGUGAGCCUUGCCCCGCAGUGUUGUGCGUCGAGACUUUCAGGACGGCGAUGGCAUCAGAGUCUACGGAACUGACAGAGAGCACGCGGGGGGGAUCAUGUGAGUUGUACGUGAAUGAUCUGAGCGUGCUCGUGUAUUUCAGUCGGGCGCUGAGGGGUCUUCGAAGGAGGGUCCCGAUCUUUUGCGCCCGUAAGGAGUUGUUCGGCUCCCUGUGGCCUGCCCGCUGCCAGUUUUCAUUCUUCUACAGUGGGCGAGGUUCGCCGUGAGCCUUGCCC
Messenger RNA from Prorocentrum cordatum, 1604 nucleotides. The record is from the annotation of a GenBank genome assembly. NCBI's taxonomy places the organism in Eukaryota, Dinophyceae, Prorocentrales, Prorocentraceae.